AUGCGGACGGCAUCGACCCGCGCGUUGACAAAGUCCAGAUGCCUCUUGCCCCAACCUCACACCCCAGUGUCUCAGAGAAGAUCCCGUGUACGCCAGCGCUUCGACCUCUCAGCAGCCUCUCGCCGUAUCACUACCUCCUCGGCUCCAGCAUGGAGUCUCAGAGACCUUCCUGGAGUCUCGGAAGAGACGUCACCGUUGAUCUGUCAUCUGACCUCAGAUAACCCCUACCAUAACCUCUCGAUCGAACACUACUUUCUGACGCAUUCGCAUCCCGAAUCUCACAUUCUUCUAUUCUACACAAACAGGCCCUGCGUCGUCAUUGGCCGCAACCAGAAUCCGUGGCUCGAGACGGACCUGAACAGCCUACGACGGGGACUCGCCCCUGAGCUGGAACAGGAACAAGCUACAGGGUCUAUAGACAAGGGGAAGUCCCGAAACGGACAGCUUCACGGUCAAGCGAAGCUUGAAGACCAGCAAAACGGAAUUGGCGAUGGAAACUCGACACCGGUCGACCUCGUGCGCCGACGGAGCGGAGGCGGGACUGUCUUUCAUGACUCGGGCAACCUGAACUACUCGGUGAUCGUGCCCAACUCGAAAUCCUUCAAGCGCAGCACCCACGCUGAGAUGGUCGUGAGGGCGCUCUCGCCGGCAGCCGCAAGCUACGGGUUCGGCGCGAUCCGCGUGAACGACCGUAACGACAUAGUAAUGCAGGAGCAGCAGCAGCAGCAGCAGCACCGCAGGACCGGAGCAGCCCCGGAGCCAGCAGAGUCCAGAUGGCUCAAAGUCAGUGGGAGCGCGUAUAAACUUACAAGAGGCCGGGCGCUCCACCACGGCACCCUGCUCUACUCCAGCCCGUACAUCCACAGGAUCUCAGAGCUCCUGAGGAGUCCAGGCAGGGACUUUAUCACUGCGAAAGGCGUCGAGAGCGUGCGGAGUCCAGUGGGGAAUCUCGUCUGCGCCGCGGACGGGCAAUGGACUAGGGAGAGCGUUCGAGAAGACAUCACCCGACGCAUCGCCCGGGAAUUCUGGCGCAUGUACGGCGCCGAUCGGACGAGGGCGGCCGGCAUCAACGAGAUCACGCUGGGGUCGGAGCAGUGCGUCGUCGGCGCGGACGGAGACCCCCCAAGCGAGAUAGCCAACGGCGUCCGCGAACUCAUGUCGAAUGCGUGGCGGUUCGAACAGACGCCUCGCUUCGACUUUGCGAGUGGCAUGCUCGAUGGCGCCGAGGUGUUUUUGACUGCCAACCGCGCCGUGUUGGAGCGUCUGGCCGUGCGGAAGCUUGGCGAAGAACAACUGGUUGAAUGGGCCAAGGCCGAUUUUGGGCGCGAGAUCAAGCUGCACGACCUGCGGAGUUGGCAGUCUUUGAUUGGUGGCAGUGGUAGACAGACGGGUAAAAUUGACGAUGACGAAGGUCCAAGGGUAGAAGAAGGUGUUGGCGUUGGCGUCUCUGAUGCCCUCGUAAAGCGAGUCGGUGCCGUUUUCCCACAAUGGCCUGCUGUCGACUGUUAG
Molecule: messenger RNA, 1509 nt
Organism: Exophiala spinifera
Lineage: Eukaryota; Fungi; Ascomycota; Eurotiomycetes; Chaetothyriales; Herpotrichiellaceae
Exons: 1
Coding region: 1-1509 (502 amino acids)
Biological process (GO): protein lipoylation
Cellular component (GO): mitochondrion; cytoplasm
Molecular function (GO): lipoyltransferase activity
Source: RefSeq, a predicted model, not a curated record